Molecule: messenger RNA, 213 nt
Organism: Parnassius apollo (apollo)
Lineage: Eukaryota; Metazoa; Arthropoda; Insecta; Lepidoptera; Papilionidae
Source: the annotation of a GenBank genome assembly
AUGGUGGAGGUACGGCGAUUUCCUUUCGCUAUUAAAAAUGUUACUGAAGAGGAAGACGCAUUAACAAAAAAAUAUUACAAAGGGUACGUCCGAGCUUUUGUCCGAAUCAGGCCACAUGGCUAUUUGUGGCCUGCCAGUUUCGGAUACAAAACAGAAGAAAUUUACAAUUUGGAGGUUCAACCUGAUGACAAUCAGGAUAACAAGCUACUCUAG